AUGACAUCCACCGAAAUUAACGUAACAUCCGCAACGGCACUCCAAAAUCAUAUCGCACAAACAAUAAAAACCCUCGAUUACUCUAUUGAUCGCACAAAUUUAUUUAAAGGCGCAACUCAUAUUUUGUUGAACGUUUUUCCGGAUUGGAGUGAACAAGAAUUGGAGUUUUUUGAGAUUACGAGUGGGUUAACGAAUAAACUUGUGAAGGUUACUAAUAAAAAAACUGGCUUUGAGGCAUUGGUUCGCACGUAUGGAAAUAAUUCCGAAAUUUUUAUUGAUCGGGAGAAAGAAAUCUUGAAUGUUGUCGCCUUAUCGAUACUUGGAUUCGCUGUUCCACUCUACGCAAAAUUCAAUAAUGGAACGGUGUAUGGAUACAUUCCAGGCGAAGCAUUCGCUCAGCAUGAUCUUAAAGACCCGAAUAAAUCCGCAUUAGUCGCUAAGCAUUUGGCUAAACUCCAUAGAGUCAAUAUUGCUGGACCGAAGAAACCAAUUUUGUUUGACAAGAUUCGAGUGUGGUUGAAUCAAGGUGUGCUUCCUCGAAGAACAACUCGUAAAAAACAAUUAUCCGGUGAACACGAAAACUCAGUAGCGUUUAUCGAUUUCGAGUAUGGCGGAUAUAAUUAUCGUGGAUUUGAUAUUGGAAAUCAUUUUAAUACUUUCGCCGGAUGGCAAUGUGAUUAUAGCUUAUACCCGACUAAAGAAUUCCAACUUGUUUGGCUCCGUCAUUACUUAUCAUCGUUUCAUCCUGAGACCGAAGUUACCGAUGCAGAAGUAGAAGAUUUGUAUCGAGAAGUAGCGAAAUUCAGGCUUGCCUCCCUUUUCUACUGUAGUGUAUGGACAUUGCUCUCCUCCGAAAUUUCUGACAUCAAGUAUGAUUUCAUGGAAUACGCCGUACGAGCGUUGAGAGAAUAUUAUCAAAUUCGUGAUGAAGUUCUGGCGCUUUAA
Messenger RNA from Ambispora gerdemannii, 945 nucleotides. Lineage: Eukaryota; Fungi; Glomeromycota; Glomeromycetes; Archaeosporales; Ambisporaceae. The record is from the annotation of a GenBank genome assembly.